AUGGAAGCUAUUAUAACUCCCCCAGAAAGACCGGAGGAUUGGGGCAGGAUUUUAAUGAAGCUCUAUGACGAUGUCGUUCCCAGAACUGCUAAGAACUUCCGUGAACUCUGCACCGGCGAGCAUGGAUACGGCUACAAAGGAUCCAAAUUCCACCGUGUGAUCGCCGGCUUCAUGGCUCAGGGUGGUGACUUUACCCGAGGCGAUGGUACUGGUGGAAAGUCCAUCUAUGGCGAGGAGUUCGACGAUGAGAACUUCGUAAAAAAGCAUAACAAGCCAUACCUCCUUUCUAUGGCCAAUGCAGGCAAAAAUACGAACGGAUCCCAGUUCUUCAUCACCUUUGAUGAAACCUCUUAUCUCGAUGGUAUGCAUGUUGUUUUUGGUGAAGUUGUGUCAGGGGUGGAAUGCAUUAAGAAGACGGAGGGGAAGUCUCUUGACGACGAUGGUACAACUGACGGCACUAUCACAAUCUCUGAUUGCGGUACAUGUUAG
Morchella sextelata is the source of this 489-nucleotide messenger RNA. RefSeq lists its product as uncharacterized. Lineage: Eukaryota; Fungi; Ascomycota; Pezizomycetes; Pezizales; Morchellaceae. Gene Ontology annotation, biological process: protein peptidyl-prolyl isomerization; protein folding. Bases 1 to 489 code for a protein of 162 amino acids. Gene Ontology annotation, molecular function: peptidyl-prolyl cis-trans isomerase activity. The record is from RefSeq and is a predicted model, not a curated record. The transcript has 4 exons.